AUGCCCCCGCAGAUCCUGGGCCGUGUGUACGCGGUGCUGAGCGACGAGAAGCUGCGCGCCGAGUACGAUGAGACUGGCACGGUGGACGAGGAGGGCUCGACGACACAGGGCGAGCAGGACUGGCUCGAGUACUGGCGCCUGCUCUUCAAGAAGAUCACAGUGAAGGACAUUGAGGAGUACGAGAAAAAGUACAGGGACUCAGCAGAGGAGCUGGCUGACGUGAAAGCAGCGUACAUGGACUUCAAGGGGAACAUGGACAAGAUCAUGGAGUCUGUGAUGUGUGCAAAACACACGGACGAGCCAAGGAUAAGGAAGAUAAUAGAGCAAGCCAUCGACUCUGGAGAGCUCCCUGCCUACAACAGCUUUGUCAAGGAGUCCAAGCAGAAGAGGAUGGCCAGAAGGAGGAAGGCUGAAAGAGAAGCUGAAGAGGCAAAAAAAGUUAAAGAAGACAUGGGUCUCAGUGGAGAUGAUGACUUGCAAGCACUGAUUCAGAGCCGAAGUAAAGAUCGAGAAAGGGAAAUGAACAAUUUCUUUGCCCACCUGGAAGCCAAAUACGGGAAUACUACUAAGAAAGGAGCAAAGAAGACUGUAGCCAAGAAGAAAAAGACAUAA
Acanthisitta chloris (rifleman) is the source of this 612-nucleotide messenger RNA. RefSeq names its product DnaJ (Hsp40) homolog, subfamily C, member 9 (gene DNAJC9). The coding region runs from base 1 to 612 and encodes 203 amino acids. Gene Ontology annotation, cellular component: nucleus; cytoplasm. The transcript has 4 exons. NCBI's taxonomy places the organism in Eukaryota, Metazoa, Chordata, Aves, Passeriformes, Acanthisittidae. Gene Ontology annotation, molecular function: heat shock protein binding. The record is from RefSeq and is a predicted model, not a curated record.